Molecule: messenger RNA, 1077 nt
Organism: Anopheles stephensi (Asian malaria mosquito)
Lineage: Eukaryota; Metazoa; Arthropoda; Insecta; Diptera; Culicidae
Exons: 2
Coding region: 100-861 (253 amino acids)
Source: RefSeq, a predicted model, not a curated record
AUUGCUAUAGAAUUGAGCGCAAGCAUCGGAUCCACAUCAGUUUUCCUCCGGAACUUGAGGCGUGACAGUGUCUGUGGACAGUGAUUUUCCAGCGCAAAGAUGUGGCAAAAGAUUGCUCUGGUAACGGUGUUGGCAUCCUUUGCCUGCCAGCAGCUCGUCUGGUCAAAAACGGUAGCGGUGCAGGCAGCGGCAAAAGACGGUGGGCCCCGUGCCGAGAGUGAUGUGCUGAUCGAGUUCGAUCGGCUGUUUAACCAGCUGCACUAUGACAUCGAUUACAAUCUGCGCGUGCUGCGCAUGAACCAAUCCCUGGCGAUCAAGAACCUGAACGCACAGUUCAUCUCGCGGUUCGGUAUCGUCAUCACAGAGAUCCAGCAUGAGAAGCUGCGCGUGAAGGACGCCAUCCUGCAGCACGCCCUGGACAUCGGCGACACGCAGAAUCCGUGCAUCGUGGAGAAGAACAACGAGGCGGUGCGUCAGGCGACACAGGCGGCGUCCGACAUUAGCUUGGCGGCUGAGCUGGCGUACGCCGACAUGGCUACCGCAUCGCGCGUUUUCUUCUACCCGCAGGUGCAAGCAUUCCAGAACAGCUCGACCGAUCUGCAGAGCGUGGUGCUGGAAAAGCUGAGCCGUUCCAAUGCGGUAACCGAGCUGGACAUUACGCUAGCCGAGCUGGCCUACAUGUACGAGGCCGAGGAGGACAAAGUCGAGCGAGUGCUGGCCGGCGUUGAGCAAGAGCUAUCAAACUUCCAGGAGGUGGUGAACAACGUGCGCCGCGACAUCUGGGCCAUGUCCGAUGCGAUCGGGCGUAACUUCAUCUUCAACAUGGGCCUGCUGCUCGAGGAUGCUCUCGAUUGCUCUUAAACGCCCCUACAGCCAAUCGGGCCGAUCGAUCGAUUGCGUAAAAUUUGCGGGGGGUGUUUUCAUCUUCCGGUGUUUUGAGCCUGCUGCCGUAAAAAGAUAGCGCGUCCCGCGUGCCUCGCCGCAACGGGACGGAACAGCCAGGCCAGGCGAGGGAGUGUAUGCGCUCUGCUCAAUUAUCGAGAUAUGGCUUCUAAUAAAUGGUUUUUAGCAGGUAAA